Molecule: messenger RNA, 1058 nt
Organism: Perognathus longimembris pacificus (Pacific pocket mouse)
Lineage: Eukaryota; Metazoa; Chordata; Mammalia; Rodentia; Heteromyidae
Gene: S100a13
Product: S100 calcium binding protein A13
Exons: 3
Coding region: 674-970 (98 amino acids)
Biological process (GO): positive regulation of canonical NF-kappaB signal transduction; positive regulation of cell population proliferation
Cellular component (GO): perinuclear region of cytoplasm
Molecular function (GO): RAGE receptor binding
Source: RefSeq, a predicted model, not a curated record
GGAUCCUUUUUCCACUCUCAGUCCCUAAGUCCCUCCCCACAGGGCCCGUUCUGAAUCGAAUCAGGAAGUGGCUUUGGGAGAGAAAGUGAUUGUCUCUGUAAGGUUGUGUUGGGGCGUGUGUGUGUGUGUGUGUGUGUGUGUGUGUGUGUGUGUGUGUGUGUGUUGGGGAAAAAGAGAGGUAUGAGUGUGUAUGUCUCCUUCCUCCAGCCCCUUCAGGGGCGGUGAGUGCAAAACCAAGCCUUUUGUGGGCUUAGGGAGUCACAGGAGCCCUGUCCCAGUCCCAGGACCAUGUCACCGAGAGACAGGAGUGGGGAGGAACUGCUGGAUCCUGGGCUCAGCUGCCCAAGGGGAGAGUAUGGUGAGGAAACAGAGAAGACAUAUCAGUCCAGAUUGAUCCAGCCUUGACCACUGGGCCUUUGCCAAUCCUGGGCUGGUCCACUGGGAACACUGGCCAGCAUGUGGGCGGGCCGUCUGCCGGGGUGGAGACCCAGGUCUCAACAUAAACAAGUUUUGGAGACAAACAACCUCCUGACCCUUUGAGGCUGGCAAAGACCACAAGAAAAUGUCCACUGUGACAAAAACUUGGACUGUCAGCAUCAGAAGAUAACCCCCAGACUGAAAACCUCCUCCCAGGACAGCUCCUGAGGACAUUGACUUCCACCUCAGGGUGCUAAUGGCGGCCGAGCCAUUGACUGAGCUGGAGACAGCCAUUGAGACAGUGGUCACCACUUUCUUCACCUUUGCAGGGCGUGAAGGCCGGAAGGGCAGCCUCAGCAUCAAUGAGUUUAAGGACUUGGCCACCCAACAACUACCUCACCUGCUUAAGGAUGUGGAUUCCCUAGAUGAGAAGAUGAAGAGCUUGGAUGUGAAUCAAGACUCGGAGCUCAAGUUCAAUGAGUAUUGGAGAUUGAUUGGGGAGCUGGCCAAGGAAAUCCGGAAGGAGAAGGCCUUGGAGAUGCGGAAGAAGUAAAGCUUGCUGGCUUGGAUGGGGGUGGGUAGGGCAGGGCUAAGUAGGGCCAGUCAGCACCCUGUCCCUGCAAAUAAAAUGUUCUCCUUGA